AAGAUUCAGAGCAGAACAGAAUAUCAAACAACUCGCUUUAUCCCUUCCUCCGACACCGAGUCCGACUCGGUGGGCUUCCAACUUACAGUUACAUACACUAUUUAACCAUUUUUCCCGCAACACAUACACAGACACUGCCACAAUUACACAAACGUUUCUCUCACAAUACACACAGUGUUAGAGAGAGAGAGACACACGCGCGCGCACUUAAAGCACAAAAUCGAAAUCGUUUAUUUUCAGUGCCAACCGAAACGUGCAUUUUGCGUCGUUUAAUCCCCGUCUCCGUCGUUUAAUACGACGGAUCACUGUGACACGCCGUUUUCACAAUCCCCGCCGUCGUUUCGCGAUCUCCGUCAUUGUUGUCGUCGUUGUCGUAUUAAAUUAUAGCAAUAACAGUUGAAAACCCCAAGGAACAGAGCUGGAGCCGCUACAAGAUUCCAAGCAGUUGAAGGCUCCGCCAGUCGCCGCCGCCAACGGUCAGAUCCGUUAUCGAUCGCCGUCCUCCGCCGAGCUCUUCGACGGACAGUCCAGCGGGAACUCACCUCCGUCACACGCCGCGGACCACAACUCGUCGGAAUUCGAGCAUUCCGGAAAAAUGCUGAAGCGCCCCGGCCGCCAGGAGUCCCUCGCCGACAAGAUCUACCGGUUCCGAGCAACGCUGCUCGUGGUGUCGAUCCCGCUUAUCCUCAUCACCUUCGUUCUCUACAUGAUGCCUUCUUCUUCGUCCAAUGAGUCCGUCGCAGAGUUCACCCUCGUCAACCGGAAGAUUUCGCCGGAGAAGAAUCCCGGCGGAUCCUAUGCCGUGAUCUUUGACGCCGGCAGCUCCGGCAGCCGCGUCCACGUCUUUCACUUCGAUCAAAACAUGGAUCUCGUCCACAUUGGAAAAGAUCUCGAGCUCUUCAUUCAGAUUAAACCCGGCUUGAGCGCGUACGCUCAGAAUCCGCAGCAGGCAGCGGAAUCUCUGGUCUCGCUUUUGGAUAAGGCGGAGAGUGUAGUUCCAAGGGAAUUGCGAUCCAAAACACCAGUGCGAGUUGGGGCAACUGCUGGUUUGAGGGCUUUGGAAGGAGAUGCAUCUGAUAGGAUCUUGCAAGCGGUGAGGGACUUGCUUAAACAAAGAAGCAGCUUGAAAUCUGAGGCCGAUGCGGUUACAGUGUUGGAUGGAAAUCAAGAAGGUGCUUUUCAAUGGGUGACUAUCAACUAUUUAUUGGGAAAUGUAGGAAAAGAUUAUUCAAAGACUGUUGGUGUAGUUGAUCUUGGGGGUGGAUCUGUUCAAAUGGCAUAUGCCAUUUCAGAGACGGAUGCUGCCAUGGCUCCUAAAGUAUUGGAAGGAGAGGACCCAUAUGUUAAGGAGAUGUUCUUGAGGGGAAGGAAAUACUACCUCUAUGUUCACAGUUAUUUGCACUAUGGUUUACUAGCAGCCCGUGCAGAGAUUUUAAAGGUGUCUGAUGAUGCAGAAAACCCUUGCAUCUUAGCUGGCUUCGAUGGAUCAUAUAAUUAUGGGGGAAAAUCAAUUAGGGCCUCAUCUUCCCCUUCUGGUGCAAGCUUAAAUGAAUGCAAAGGCAUAGCUCUUAAGGCUCUCAAAGUUAAUGAGUCAACAUGUACUCAUAUGAAGUGCACUUUUGGUGGGAUAUGGAAUGGUGGAGGUGGGGAUGGACAAAAGAACCUUUUUGUUGCCUCGUUUUUCUUUGAUCGCGCAGCUGAGGCUGGUAUUGCUGACUCAAACUCACCUGUUGCAAUAGUUCGCCCAGCAGAUUUUGAGGAUGCAGCUAAGAAAGCUUGUCAAACAAAACUUGAGGAUGCCAAAUCCAGUUAUCCACAUACGGAGGAUGGAAACCUUCCAUACAUUUGCAUGGAUCUUGUAUACCAAUAUACAUUGCUUGUUGAUGGAUUUGGUAUCUAUCCAUGGCAAGAGAUUACAUUGGUGAAGAAAGUAAAAUAUAAUGAUGCCCUUGUUGAGGCAGCAUGGCCCCUAGGCAGUGCCAUAGAAGCUGUAUCAUCUACGUAACUGAUACGUAUAUCGUCUAAAUUGUUGGGGCACGAGUUUUAUAUGAACGUUUUUGAGCCAAAAUACCGCCAUCAAUUAUGAUCAGAAAUUGCUUUCAGGCUGAAUUGACAUUGGAUAUGAAUAUGAAUUGUGUCGACAUUUCGGGAAUAAUGGGAGAAGGUUAGCUUCAUUAAUUUUUCACAUGUAAUUAAUUCAGAUUAUACCACCUGAUUUAUGGCCUUGGAAGAUUCAUUCGAUUCAUUAGUGCAUCUAGAUAUAUGUUGUUUUUAAGAGAUGAACUAAAUGGUGAUACUUAUACCAUUUCAUUUUUGUUCUAUAAAUGAUUGUAUCCGUGGUAAUAGUCAAUCCUUUCCUUUCU
Molecule: messenger RNA, 2363 nt
Organism: Arachis stenosperma
Lineage: Eukaryota; Viridiplantae; Streptophyta; Magnoliopsida; Fabales; Fabaceae
Product: apyrase 2-like
Exons: 9
Coding region: 596-2005 (469 amino acids)
Biological process (GO): nucleoside diphosphate catabolic process
Cellular component (GO): membrane
Molecular function (GO): nucleoside diphosphate phosphatase activity
Source: RefSeq, a predicted model, not a curated record